AUGUUUAACAAGGUGAUCCAAGUCGCGCUCCUCGCGCUUUGCGCCAGCACCGCACUCGCAGUGCAAACUCUUGAAAUCAAGGGCGCCGACUUCGUCAAUUCAGUCACCGGCAAUCGUUUCCAAAUAGUUGGCGUCGCAUAUCAGCCUGGAGGACAAUCUGGAUAUGACCCUUCUUCUGGCGUUGAUCCACUCAGCAAUGGGACCGUCUGUCUAAGGGAUGCUGCUCUGAUGCAGCAAUUAGGGGUCAAUGCUAUUCGGGUCUACAAUGUAUCCCCGGAUCUCAACCACGACUUGUGUGCUUCCAUCUUCAAUGCGGUCGGCAUCUACAUGCUACUCGAUGUCAACUCUCCGUUGUCAGGGGAAAGUAUUGACAGAAGCAACCCUAGUGGCAGCUACACUUCUUCUUACCUCAACCGUACAUUCGCUGUGGUGGAAGCUUUCAAGAGCUAUCCCAACACCCUGCUAUUCUUCUCUGGUAAUGAAGUCAUCAAUGAUUUGCCAACAAGUGGACCAAAUCCUCCAUACAUGAGAGCCGUGACGCGAGAUCUCAAAAACUACAUUGCUAAGCACUCGACCCGAAGCAUCCCUGUUGGAUAUUCCGCCGCCGAUGUUCGUGAGAUCUUACUUGAUACUUGGAAUUAUCUUCAGUGUACCACGGGUAGCGAUGCGUCAGAUCCUUCUCGUGUUGAUCUAUUCGCCCUUAACAGCUACUCGUGGUGUGGUGACUCCUCAUUUACAACAUCAGGCUACGAUGUUCUCGUGUCGGACUUCAGCAAAACAACCGUUCCGGUCUUCUUCUCAGAAUACGGCUGCAACAAACCUUCCCCUCGUGUCUUUACAGAAGUCCCGGCUCUAUAUGGUCCUCUUGUAGCCCCUGUACUAUCCGGAGGACUGGUCUACGAAUUCUCCCAAGAGGAUUCGAACUUUGGUCUCGUCACAAUCAACGCAGAUGGCUCAGCCAAACUCCUCUCGGAUUAUGACGCCUUGCAGAAGCAAUACAACACCCUUAAUGUAACCACUCUUCAAAGCGAGGCUGCGCAGAAUACCACAGUAUCACCGCCUCAGUGCUCCUCUUCGCUGAUCACCAACAAAGGUUUCGCAACCAACUUCACGAUCCCGUCCCUUCCUGAUGGAGCAGAGGACCUAAUCAACAAUGGCAUCAGUAAUGCUCCUGUUGGAAAGAUCGUUACUGUGUCUGAUACCAAAGUUACCCCGCAGGUGCAGGGGAGCAACGGUCAAGCUAUUUCAAACCUGGCAAUCACGCCACUGAAAGACGAUGAGAGCAACACCCCAAGCGGACAAACGCAAAGCGCAUCGACCCCAACUAGCUCAACCACUAGCUCCGCCCCAGCUGCUACAACAAGCAAGAAGAGUGGUGCUUCGACUCUCCAGGCAAGCCUGGGCGCUCUUCUGGCUGUUGGUCUUCUGGCUGUUGUGUUGCUAUGA
This is a messenger RNA of Lachnellula hyalina, 1446 nucleotides long. RefSeq names its product 1,3-beta-glucanosyltransferase (gene gel2). The record is from RefSeq and is a predicted model, not a curated record. Gene Ontology annotation, cellular component: cytoplasm; fungal-type cell wall. Gene Ontology annotation, biological process: fungal-type cell wall (1->3)-beta-D-glucan biosynthetic process. Gene Ontology annotation, molecular function: 1,3-beta-glucanosyltransferase activity. Bases 1 to 1446 code for a protein of 481 amino acids. The transcript has 5 exons. NCBI's taxonomy places the organism in Eukaryota, Fungi, Ascomycota, Leotiomycetes, Helotiales, Lachnaceae.